AUGAUCAUCCUGACCAUCAUGAAGCAGACUGCGUGGCUGCUCACGGCCCUGGUAAUACCGACCAGUAUCCAAGCCUAUUGUGUAGCAGACGAUUGUUACCGCGCAUUGUUUCCAUGCGAAACCCCACAAGCCAUUGCUGACGCAGUGGCUCUUUGUGCGACCUUGAGCGACCGUUACGUCUACGCCUCCGAGUUUCCGGCCCGUGCUACUGGAUCGUGUGGAGGCAUCAACAAGGCCCAGUAUCUGUCGGCCUGCGCUUGUGGACCGACAUGUACUCCGUCUUCGACAGCGACCACAACUGUAACCAGCUCAUCCUCAAGCACUACUGCGCAGACAAUCGAGCGCACUUUGCCAAACGACCUGGGGUCUGGGGUCAGUAGAACUGCAAUUACUUCCGCCAUGACGAACGCCGUGUCCGUAAUCGUUGAUCCAACGCUGAGGUUCACCUCAACCGAAACACUCAAUUCUGUGACAGGGACCACUCUCACUGUGACGUCUGCCACUACUAUGACGACUGUCGUAAGUCCAAGUGAAAGCCUUGGUACAUCAUCCAAUACUUCUUUAGGGCCGGACAAGACUGUCACUUUGACUUCUGGGACAGUUGUGACGUAUAAUGCCACAAAAAGUCAGACUUCGAGCUCGCUGAUUAGUCAUGGUGGCGAGGAUACCGUGACUGUCACAUCUGUCAACACCGCCACGGACACGAUUUCUCCCAUUGUCACCAACACGUACUCGUUGAGUAUCUCCUCAUUUACCAAUAAAUCAAGCUCUACUACAACAGUUGUAGCAACAAGCUUGGUAAUCAAGACUAUCUCUUCCUCAGCAGAAUCAGUUUGCGACGGGACCUACCCGACCUCACCUCUUACGUCGACCAACACAACUCUGACGACGGUACCCAGAACUACCGGGAUUUCCACAACCGUCACAACAACUGCUUCCACCAGCUUAAGCUCUGCAGGUUAUUCGAACACAGUUUCUCCUAUCCUACCAACUGGUGGAAACGUCACAGCAACGUCCAAUUGGGAUUCAGAUUUCCCCACUUCUACAUCUAUAGGAACUGCCACUGCAUCUACUGCUACAACACUCACCUCAACUAGCACAGCGACACUCACGUCGAGUUCCGCACCGAUUUGCACAAGCUCGUCAGGACAGGAUGUUGGUUUCAUCAAUGGCGAUUUCGAAGAUAGUCUACCGCCGUGGAGAUUCGAGGCAGCGGACCCUUUCGCCUCGCGAUAUGACAGAGUGAAUGAUGGCGCCGAAGGGUCCUGCACCUCUUGGCAAGUAUCACUAAACAGGACGCAAAAUAAUGAUAACGACAGAGUCGGAUUUAAACUCAUCAGUCCCAUCUACAGCGUUCAGCCGGGGACAACAUACUCCCUCGAAUGCUGGGUCAAGUUUGAAUACCCCAAUCAUUCCAGCAUGGUUUUCGAGAUGAAUGACCAGGACACCAACGUCAUGACGGCUAUUGCCUGGCGACAGGGCACAUCUUGGUCGAACAUCCACACAGCAUACACCCCUAGUGCUGACUGGAUCCAGCUGACCCUCGCAUACUAUCUCGGUGGCUCACGAUCCAACACCUUCUGGGUCGAUCGCAUUCGGUUGAGUCCAGUGCCUCCCGUUUCGACGACAAGCAUCAGGACCGCUGUAUCCACCGCUACAGAGACGCUACCACCCGCAUCAACUGUGUUCACAUUAACGGUCCUGGAGUCCACGCCAGCGCCGCUCUCUACCACUGAUACGACUACCGUUGGUAUAAAUUCGACGACUGAAGUGACUGUCAUUCCAACUGUCCAGAUCUAGCGGCUGGAACGUCUGGGAGCCGCACGUUGCAAAGAAUCGUGGAAGAUUAGACUGUUGUGGUUCGAACCUCUGGGUGCGACCAUUAUAUCGAGGAGGAAUUUUGGGCUUUUGUCUAUUUCCUGGAAUAGAUGUUUUGUUCCUUUCGUCAUACACUUGCAAAACUGCCAGCAUUUGUAAAGUACAUUCUGAUGUUGC
This is a messenger RNA of Truncatella angustata, 1995 nucleotides long. RefSeq lists its product as uncharacterized. Bases 1 to 1800 code for a protein of 599 amino acids. Lineage: Eukaryota; Fungi; Ascomycota; Sordariomycetes; Amphisphaeriales; Sporocadaceae. The record is from RefSeq and is a predicted model, not a curated record. Gene Ontology annotation, molecular function: hydrolase activity, acting on glycosyl bonds. The transcript is spliced from 3 exons.